AUGGAAGGAGAAAAUUCUGUGGACAUAUAUGCAGAUUUGUUGGAAGACAACAUUCCUACAGAAACCCAAGAACCAGUGCCUCUUGAGAAGGUCCCUACAGUCACGUGCAGUGUAUCUGAGACUGCUGUUGGCUCUGUAGAUGAAUCAAGUCGACUUACAGCUUUGGACCUCUAUGAUGACUUGAUAACAGAUGAGGGUGUACAAAACCAAGUCUCAUUCCAAGAGUUGAGUGACCGGUAUCAGAGAGCUUUGAACACAGUCAGUGAUUUGGAGCAACAGCUACAGACAGCUAGGAAUCAUGAGAGAUUUUACUCAGAGAAGAGCAAGACACUGGAGAAAAAUAUCUCCCUGCUGUAUGUCACAGCGAAAGCAGAGUUACAGAGGAAAGACACACAGAUUGAGGAAUUAAGAGAGAAAUUGAAAUAUAGUAGUCUCAGAUGGAAGCCAGGCUGUUUUAGGUUUCACAGAAAGGAUUUUCUCUCAGAGGAAGGACAUGCAAGAAGUAAUGGACAUAGUGCAAGUAUUGGAACUAGUGAGAGAGACAUUCACCGGGAGUCAAAUAUUUCUCCAAGGAAGAGAAAGAUUGUGAGCUCAUGGGAUGACCUGAAAGAAAAUUUUAAAAGACAGAAGAGGGAUGAGCCUUGCUAUGUAGCAGUUGAUGCAAGUUCCUCAAAAGGAUUACAUAUUUACUCUGAAAAAUCCAGGGAUGGCUUAAUAUCUGCUAGAAAACUGGUGGAGAAAAGCAUAAAAGAUUUAAGAAAUAGAAGAUCCAAUGAGUAUAAAAGGUCCACAAAGGAACAGUCAGAAUCUGUGAUGGAAGGAGACCUUCCUGUAGAAGGUAACUGUAAUGUGAUCUCAAAGUCUGAUCCAUCUGGCAGUCUAACUACUUCACAGCGCAAUGAAAACAGAAGUGAAUCCAAAAAGAUGAGUGGAACUGAAGACAAUAAAAGUGUUCUCACUUUCAAAGGUUUAAUUGACAGCCACACAGAACAUGCAGAAGUGGAAAAAUCAAAGAGAGAAAAAUUAUCAAGUGAACAAGUAAUUGACAGUCACACAGAAGAGGUAAAAACACACGUUGAAAAAUUAUCAAGUGAAGAAGUGUGCCAAACUCCCGAUUCACCAAGUGGUGGAGUUGGUCAGUUAAUAUCAAAGGACAAGUACAAAGAACAUUCUCCAUGUAGAUCAAGGAAAGAAACAAGUAGUGUUAAAGACAAGCACAGAAUGUAUUCUGAGAAAAAGAAAUCUAGCAAGUCUGAGAGACCAAGUCAUGCAAGACGAAAAUUGGAUGAGAAAGAAAUUACUGCUACAAGCCAAAGUAAAGUUUCUAGUAUAAGUGCUGAUUCUUCCCGUAGACGAACAUCUGAGCAUUCAGGGAGAAAUUCCAGGAUUGUGAAAGACAAUGAACUCAAGAGGGAUACAGAAGAGAGAGCAAAGAGUAAUGAUUUGAGAUUUAAGCUACAACAGAAGAAAAGACUCAGAUCAAGUGAAAGGAGGCAGAAAACAUCACCAGACAAUAAAAAGAAAGAGAUUCCUACAGAACAAAAAGAUACAAAGAAUAUCAAGCGAUAUAAAUUGGACAGAACUGAAUCCGAACAAAAGGAUAAGUUUCUUGAAAGAUUUCCCAACAGGAAGCCAUCAUCACAAAAAUCUGAUGAGAUACAAGUGCAGGAAAAACCUCAGGACUCAACAUCAGAUAUUGAGAAGGUGUGGUCGUUGGUCAGUUCAGAAUCAUCAGAAUACUUACAAAAAUCUAGCAGUAAUAACUUCCAAAAUGUUUCAGAUAAAAAAGAAUCUGAGUCAACAGAUCAUAAAGCAGAGAGGUAUCCUGAUACAUCGUGGAAUAAAAAGAAACCUUUAACUCCGAAACAAAGCAGUAGACGUUUUGAUAAAGUGAAUAUUUCAGAGGUAUCAAAUGUUGAAGAAGCCAUGAUCAGAGUGAAUGAAGAGAAAAUUUCAAUGUAUAGUAAAGCAUCAAACAAGGAAGUAGAGGCAUUGUCAAACAAGCCUCUCAGUGCUUUGAAUAAAGAUAUUUCUCAGGCAGACAGAGAGGAUCCUACAGAGGGUCUUUCAUUGAAUAAAUCUCAGGGAGAAAAUAAUCCUGGUGAAAUAAUCCAGGCAAGUUCAGAAAAGAGAAACUCAAAAUUACCACCAAGAAGCCAAGACAAUAAAUAUUGUACUGCAGAUGGCAAAGAUGCAGCCAAUGUUUUCAUUGAAGAGUUGAUAUCAAUAGACCAAAGAAAUGAGAAUUUUUUCUCUGGUGAAAAAGAUCAUGAUCUUGGUGCCACACCAAGUAAAUCAGUUUCUCCAGAACAUAGUGUAGAAAAUGAAAGUAAAAAUGAGGAAUGUUACAAAAAAUCCUUAACAGAUGUGCAUGAAAGUAGUUUAAGCUGUUUUGAUAUUAAAAUCCAUGUGUCUGAAACAGAAUUGAAUGACUUGCUUGGAAAUGAAGAUAGCUUAAGUGGGGGUGUUAUGUCAAAACAACCUAGUCAUCAGAAAAAAGAAAUUGUAAAAGAUUUGAAGGUUUCAUCAAGAGAUCAGUCAAAAUAUUCAAGCCGUAUGGACGCUUCCAGGAAUAAUAAAAAUAAAAUUAAUACUACAGAAAAAGAAGGUAACAGGUCCUUAAGUCAAGGAAAUGAGCCUGGAAGAUCAAAGGCAGUUCUGAAGCUUCCACUUGGUCCAAAGCAGGUAUUUUCAGAGAGUAUUGUAUUUGAAAACACCCAAAAACCAAAAGUCUUGAGUGAGAAAGUAUUUACAUCGUGUAAAGGCACAAAAAUAGUAAUGAAAUCUGAAGCUUUGAAGGCAGAAGAAAAAAAACCUGUAUCUAAGAACAGUCUGUCCAAGAAAGAAUACGAUGCUGAUCGUGAAUUCCUCAAUCAAUUGAAGACAAAGUAUUCAAAAGAGCAAUCAAAGAUAUGCCAAAAAUCAAAAGAUGGAUUAAAAAAUAACCAACCAGAUACUGUUGAGCUAUCAAAGAUGUGUAUAAAACAGAAAGAUGACUUGAAAGUUAGCGAAGUUGAUACUGGCAGUGAAAUUAAAGAGAAAUCAGGGUUUCCAAAGAUCUACAGUGCAGGUAUUGUAGAAAAUACUGAGAAGCAUAGAGAUAGUGCUGAUAAAAUUAAAGACAGCAAGACUUCACUUAGCACAUGUACAUUUGAACAUCAAGAUCAAGGUCUUAAUCAGAAUAUAUUAAGUUCUAAUGAAAAAUGUGAAGAAGAGAACAAAAUUAUUUGUGAUGAGGAAAAUAUUUCAAACAAUGAGGGGGAUAAUAGUGUUGAAGAAGGAGUGGUUACAAAAGAGCAAAAUUGUACCAAAUCAAAAGAAAGCUUGAAUUUGGGGGAUAUUACUGAAACAUUAAAUGAAAAGUCGAUGGCUGAAGUAACUAAAUCAUUCUUAGGUGAGAACUCUAGUUCUACGAAAGCAAAUGAUCUGGAUAACAUUUCUCUGGAAAAUUAUAAGGCAAGUGAAAGUACUCCAAUUACAGGUAUGGGUAUUGAUGACCAUAGUUUCAGAGAGACAAUAAAGGAAAAGGCUGUUGCACUGGAACAUCCCCCAGUUUUGAGUUCUGCAGUGUCCAUUGAUUUCAUACGUAACAGCAUCAUAAAAAAGAUUGAAGAAAAGAGUCAAAUGUGUGAUGAUACCAGUACUGUAAGCAAAAGUGUAUCAUUUAUCACUAACAAAGUAACAGAUAAUGGAUUACAAGAACAAGCCCCUGAAAAAACUAUGCCUGUCGAAAAUUUAGUGAUUACAAAUACUGUGGAACUAAAUGAUAGUAAAGUGAGUCAGGAACAGGAUGUGAAAUCCUUUACAAUGCCAACUUCACCGGUCAGACAAAAAAUGGAUAACAUAUGCAGAGAAGUGCUCACAGAGACUGAAAGUAUUACUGAGUUUUUUGAUGACGAAAGUCAACUAGAUUUAAAAAGUGCUGUUUCUUUACGAGCUAAGGAUGGGAUCAAUGUAAGAAGACAGUCGUUCGAAAAACAAAAUGAAGAUAAAGAAUCUGAUGAAAAUAAUUGCUCACCAGUGGAGGAAAUGAACUUUGAUGUUGUUGAGGCAUUUGAAACAGAAAACAAUACUGGGACACCUUUAAGGGACAGUGAACCAGAAGAAGGUGAAGUACAUUCCUCAGAUAGUGAAAAUGAAGAUCAAAAAGGUAAGGAAAAAGUAAUGGGAGCGAAAAAAUUCAGAAGUCUUUCAAAUGCAAGUGAUAAAGAACCAGGCAGCAGAAACCGACAUUCUUCAAGUCACAGAUCAAAGUCAGAAUCAAAAGAGAAAUAUAAGAAGGACAGAGUCGAAGAUAACUCAAGAAGAUCUGGUUCUGAAGCAGAAAGGUCUCUGAAACCAAAAACACCAAGAAGAGACUCUGAAAGAAAAUACGACCCAAAGCAGGAUAGAAAAGACAGAGAAUCGAGGUCAAAAGAAAAGUCAUCCUCUUUUAGUAGCAGUAGAGAAAGAAAAAUUGAUGAUCGAAGGAGAGAAAAUGAUUCAAAACAUUUAAUAUCAGGUAGACACAGCAGGACAAGAGUGGAAGAAGUGAAUCGGCACAAAAGUUCGGAAACAAUUUCAGACAAACGUGAAAAAUCACGACGUGAUGCUACAGAGACAAAAGGAGAUCGACAUUCCAGAUCCCGCCAUAACAGUGUAGAAACAAAAUCAGACAGACAUCCCAGAAAGCUCCAUGACAGCUCAGAUACAAAGUCUAUGCAUAGGAGUUCAAGUAGAUUGUCUCGAGACAGCCAUAAAUCGUCAACAAAGAGAAAGUGAUUUUUCUUAAGAAAGUUCUGAGAUGUUAAUAUAUGUACAGAGAUUCACAUUGUAAAAUAUGUUUAUACUAAUAUUAUGUGUGAAAAAUAUUUUUGAUAAUAUUAUGUACUUGUGCACACUGAAAUCCAGUUAUGCAACAUUUAUCAGGACUUUUCAUGAAUUAUUAUAAUAUUUUCAAGCUCAGAAGUCAAUCAUCAAUCUGCAUAUCAUCAGUAUUCAUAACCAAUGAUAAUGAUUUUUUUCCUAUUCAAAGCAUUCGGUAUAAUUCUACUGAUGCGAAAUAAAAAUAAAGAUUUAAGAAAUA
This is a messenger RNA of Saccostrea echinata, 5065 nucleotides long. Its product is annotated as CASP8-associated protein 2-like. NCBI's taxonomy places the organism in Eukaryota, Metazoa, Mollusca, Bivalvia, Ostreida, Ostreidae. The record is from RefSeq and is a predicted model, not a curated record. Bases 1 to 4761 code for a protein of 1586 amino acids. The transcript is spliced from 4 exons.